Molecule: messenger RNA, 6608 nt
Organism: Pygocentrus nattereri (red-bellied piranha)
Lineage: Eukaryota; Metazoa; Chordata; Actinopteri; Characiformes; Serrasalmidae
Gene: zbtb16b
Product: zinc finger and BTB domain containing 16b
Exons: 7
Coding region: 472-2451 (659 amino acids)
Biological process (GO): regulation of transcription by RNA polymerase II
Cellular component (GO): nucleus
Molecular function (GO): RNA polymerase II cis-regulatory region sequence-specific DNA binding; DNA-binding transcription factor activity, RNA polymerase II-specific; protein binding
Source: RefSeq, a predicted model, not a curated record
CCUUAUAGCAGUUAGUCAUAUGAAAUUGUGCCCUCUGUCAUUGAAAUGUAAUAUGCAGUCCUGUAACGGUGUUGGAAACGAAGAGAAGAGACGAGACAGCACAGCACCUGAAGGCGCUGAUCCUUCAAGCCCGGUCAAAAAAACAACCUGUUCGUGCUUCAGUUACCUUGAAUUACCUUUUCACCUUAUACUAGUUUUUAAAAGCAAAUGUAACACUUGUGUUCAUCCCUUCCAAGCAUGUACUGAAUGCUGUUAGCUGAGUUUCAUCUGGCAACCUUCCCCUGUAAACACUGCCGUUGCAUAAUUGCACGUAAACGCUCAACUGCUGGCUUCAUGAGCGCACGGCUUGACGACAAGCACUCCCCUUAGCACUUCUCAGAAUGUCAUUCAUUCCAGACUGGACGACGGCUAAUUGCGGAAAAAGAAGCCAGGGGACGACUGUCGUGAGAUGGUUUGCCUAAUGUUAGCCUAAUGGAUUUGACUAAAAUGGGUGUGAUCCAUCUCCAAAACCCCGGCCACCCCACCAGCCUCCUGCAGAAGGCCAACCAGAUGCGUCUCUCGGGGACGCUGUGCGAUGUGGUCAUCAUGGUGGACAGUCAGGAGUUCCAUGCCCACAGGACCGUGCUGGCCUGUGUCAGCAAGAUGUUCGAGAUCCUGUUCCAUCGCAACAGCCAGAACUACACUCUGGACUUCCUCUCACCAAAGACCUUCCAGCAGAUCCUGGAGUACGCCUACACCGCCACGCUCCAGGCUAAGCUCGAAGACCUGGACGACCUGCUGUAUGCCGCAGAGAUCCUUGAGAUAGAGUACUUAGAGGAACAGUGUUUGAAGAUCCUGGAGACCAUCCAGUCCUCUGAGGAGAAUGAUUCGGACAUACACAUGAACGAGAACGGUGGCGAAGAUGAUGACGAGCGCCGGAUGAAAUAUCUGAAGAGCGCCUUCAUCUCCAAGAAGCAUUCCAUACAAGAAGGUGGCUACGGCUCCGCUGCCCGCCAUAGGCUGGCCCUUGUCAACAUGGUGGACAAGAAGCCACCAGUGUCGGCAACCUUAGGGCUUCCUGCCAUCAGCCACACGAAGGCCGCUGUGGAGAGUCUGAUGAGCAUUGGCCAGUCUCUUCUGGAAGGCACCAUGCAGCAGGAUCUCACUCCAAGUCAAGGAUCUUCUUCUCCACUGCUGGAUAAGAUCAAGACUGAGAUGAUGCAAGUGGACGAUGAGUACAGCCACGAAGUCAGCUCCUCCAGGAAUGGAGAAGGAACGUAUGAGAUGAAGCAGCACAGAGGCUCCCCAGGAACCCCCACGAGAGGCAGCGUCAUCACUAGUGCUCGUGAGCUUCACUCUGCUGAUGGUGCUCCUGAAUCAUACAGAGAUACCAGCCAAGUGGGGCAAGCCAGUGUGGCUGCCCUGGCUGAGACGCAUCUCGCCUCGCUUUACUCCAUGCCGGCUAACCACAAGGGCGAGGGCCUGCUGCCCAUGCCCGUCUCUGUGGCUUCGUCGCUGCACAUGCCGCCCACCCUUGCCAUGUCUGUGGACUUCAGCGCCUACGGGGGGCUCUUCCACCAGAGCUUCAUUCAGAGGGAGUUCUUCAGUAAGCUUGGCGAUUUCGCAGCGGCGGCAAAACACGAGGCCCAAAGCCCCAAGAAGCGGUGCGACGUGUGUGACGCGGAGCUGCCAGACAACCAGACUGCUGAGCAACACAGGAGGCUGCAUAGUGACAUGAAGACCUUUGGGUGUGACUUCUGUGGGAAGCACUUCUUAGACAGUUUACGGCUGAGGAUGCACAUGCUGUCUCACUCAGCUGGACCAAAAGCUGUGGUCUGUGAUCAGUGUGGAGCUCAGUUCUCUAAAGAGGAUGCCUUGGAGGCUCAUCGGCAGACUCACACAGGUUCAGAUAUGGCUGUGUUCUGUCUGCUGUGUGGAAAGCGUUUUCAGACUCAGAAGGCCCUGCAGCAGCACAUGGAGGUUCAUGCAGGUGUGCGCAGCUACAUCUGCAGCGAGUGUGACCGCACCUUCCCCAGCCAUACGGCGCUCAAGCGCCACCUCCGCUCACACACAGGUGAUCACCCCUAUGAGUGUGAGUUCUGCGGGAGCUGUUUCCGAGACGAGAGCACGCUGAAGGGCCACAAGCGCAUCCACACUGGAGAGAAGCCCUAUGAGUGCAAUGGCUGUGGAAAGAAGUUCAGCCUCAAACACCAGCUGGAGACCCACUACCGUGUACACACAGGUGAGAAGCCGUUCGAGUGUAAGCUGUGCCACCAGCGUUCACGCGACUACUCGGCCAUGAUCAAGCACCUGCGCACCCACAACGGUGCCUCACCCUACCAGUGUACCAUCUGCCAGGAGUACUGCCCCAGCCUGUCAGCCAUGCAGAAGCACAUGAAAAACCACAAGCCCGAGGACAUCCCGUCCGACUGGAGGAUAGAGAAGACCUACCUGUACCUCUGCUACGUCUGAGACACAGGACAGGUUUGGAAAGAGGGAGAGAGGGAGGUAGAUUCCUGCACCCGCGCUCUGCUCGCUCGACUGCUUCGCUCAAAGCCUGGGCCAAAGAUGGACAAGGAACGUGAUGGAAGAUGUAAUAUGCGGAAUUUUUUUUUUUUUUGUCAUUCGAUAUGCACAUGUUUAAAUUCAUCUCCAGGGACGUUACAGCACUCUUGCAUUGGUAAAUGGAAAUAUGUGGGUGAAGUCUUGUUAAACCGACUUUUAUUGAUCUGGGACGAUAAACGGAUUUAUACUGUUUCAUAAUAUUCGAGCCCACCACUGUAGCACAUUCGAUUCCCGCUAACAAGACAGGAAACUCCACUCUCUUCAUUCCACGUGUUAUACUGAAAUAUGUACAGCAUUUUUGCACUUCAUAUUGUUCUUAAUAUCAAAUAACGUCUUCAGUUCACAAGUUCCAUAAGAGUUGAAUACUAAUCCAAACCAUCUAUGAAAUCAGUGAAAAAUGUUUACUGAAACCAAACUCACAGAUAAUUGGUUGAAGAGCGCCAAAUUGGGCUGUUUUUCUUUGAAAUAAGUGCUAUUUUUAUUCAAUCAAAAAGACAUUUUGUUCAAAAGUGCAGGCCUGUGGCCGAUCUCACUUGAGUGUUGAAAGCACUUAAAGGACGCCAUUGAAUCACAGGUAAAGUCGAGUUAUGCUGCAUUACGCUAAAAAAUGUCAAGGACAUUCAGGGAUGUUGAAUAGAAGUAUUCAAACAUUAGAGUAACUACACUGUGCACUUUCACCAUUGAGUUGACUUCACAGCCGCAAUGUACAGUUUGCUGAUUACAUCCAGACUGAGGUGGAUAUGUUUGAUUUGCUUUAGCUGUCCACCGUUCUCUCACCAUCUGCAGGCAGUCGCGCCAGAGCUAUUCUUCACCUACAAUCAUUGACAAGCUGAUACGGAGUCAGUAUCGGCGGAUAAAGACUCGUUUUGAGCUGCGCUAGAUCAUAAUCAUGCUCAUCAUGCUCUUGAUGGUCCGUGUGCCGUACAUUGAUGAUGUUUAAUUGACUGUAUCACGUGGUAUUGUAGGUGUCACGUUCAGGCAUCCUUUGAUUAAUUAUACAGUAGACUGAAUUUUAAAAAGCAAAGAUUAAAGACAUAUUAAAUGGAGAGAUUAAAGUAAUCUGAAAAGAAGAGAUUAAAGAAAUAUAUGCAGUAUUCAGCUGCAGCCUGUUCAGACAUUGCAUUUUUUUAUAGCUUUUAUCUCUUUCUGUUCUCUUUGUUUCAAAAUGUGUUACUUGAAUUUUACCUCAUUAUCUCUUAUGCUUGAUUUGUUUUUGUACUAGUUCACCCUCCUUUCUCUCUCUGUCUCUCUCUCUCUCUCUCUCUCUCUCUCUCAUUCUACUGCAUUCAAGAGGGUGAUUACUACACUACGUCACUAAUUCAGUUUGUUAGCCUUGUCAUAAUUAUAUAAUCAAAACCUCCAUUCACUGAGAGUUGCACCUUUUCUCCUUGCGUUGUAUUACCAAGUUCAUCUCUGCAUGUAGAACUUACGCUAUUCAACCUUGUAUUUAAGUGCUACCUCUUCAUCACUCUCUGUUUUGCACAAAAGCACAUUUGAUUUCGUUUUGCAGUUUGCUUCUUCAUCAAAAUUCAUCCUUUGCUUAAUUCUCAGAAAUCUUGAUUUUUACUUGACUGUCAUCAAAAUUCGUACUCCUCGUCCGUUUAAACAUUUAACAGGCUGGAAACAGAUUGCAUAUCCUGAAUGGUCAAUAACCUUAAAGCAUUUAUGAGCUAUGGUAUAAGGGAUAAACUUGAACAAUGUGAAUGAAAGCGUCGUCUUUUUAUGUGAAAUCGAUUCAGAAGUGGAAUUUUAGGAAGCACACGGAGUACUGCAACGUAGAGUUACUUAAAAAAAAAGAAUUACAUGAGAAAGAUGUUUUUCUGUCUAGCGAAAAAAAAAAACAUCUUUACUUUCAGACGAGAGCCAAAUGUGGCACUUUGAAGUACAAAAAAAAGAAUUGUUGUAUUUUUGUAUGCCGUAACGUGCGAUCCCUGUCCAUUUGUUAAUAUUUGAGUGAGUCGAGUACUUUUACAGUAACUUUUGCAUUGUGUUCGUUCUUGAUUUCUCGUGCCUCUUUUACAAUGUUGACAAUGUUCAGUAGUAGAUGUUUGUAAAAAAAAAAAAAAUUGUGGUCACUGCUGCUGGGUGUCAAUUCUUUGUAGAUGGUGAUUCCAUGUAAUGAGAGUGGGCUGACUGGGGGUGAAUUAAUGCCAAGAAGUGUAGGCCUACUAGAGUUCAGCGUCACCAAGCACAAAAUUACUCUUUCUGUGUCCUCGUAUUGUGUUCACCAUAUUUUUGACUGCCGGAUUCAGGUCGAAUCCACAGUCGUAUGCAGGUUCUUGUGUGUGUGUGUGUGUGUGUGUGUGUGCAGUGUGAGUCAAAAGAGUUAUUGUGGUCAAUUUAGUGUUUUAAUGCACUAUUUAUGAGGAAAAAAACACUCUUCCAUGCAUACAGAAAAGGCUUUGAUUCAUUUUUUUUGUAUUUAAAGACAAACUUUCAUUUUUGUUUCGCCCUUAAAGGAACACUUACUGAAAAUCUCAUUUACACGAUUUCCCACCUGUCCCAAAAAUAGUCAAUCCAAUGUUGCACUGGAGCUACAAGGCUAGUGUACAGUGGCCCCAAAAAGUAUUUGGCUCACUUUAACCAUUGAUAAGCUACAGUUUACGUUCUUUGGGUUACUUCAAUUAAAGUUUAUUAGGUUACUUUAGAAAAUGUUUAUUAAAGAGAGAAAAAGACUUUCAACUACUAAGCAUAGAUAAUUGAUAGUAGGGUCUCUGUGUGGAGAAAACUUGGAGAAGGAUGUCAGCCAGAUGGCACAAAGAUGUUCAAAACACAGAGUGUCAAAGUCAAGGGCUGGUUUUCUUAUAAUGGUGUUGGCGAGCUUGAGUUCAUUAAUGGGAUCAUGAACUUGGAAGUAUGGAUGCAAACCUGCAGAAUUCUGCAAAGAAGCUGUUUAAACAAUAGCCAGCUGCCUUUUUAUAGAACACUUUUCCAAAAGGAGAUUUACAGUCUUAGAUCAGUCUGUUUUAAACAAAUGUCGCCUGGUUUGACAUUUUGUCUCCCAACACAAUGAACUCUUACUUUUUACUUUUUGGGGUCAAUGUUAAAGAGAUUUGUGUCAGAAAGGUCAAUUACCUUACAGCUACAUUAGCCUCGUAACUCAUAAGUGUAAAAUUGAAGAAGCAAACUUGACUGAUUGCAACUGGUUUAAGGGGAAAAUUGUGUAAAUUUGAUUAUUGGUGAACUUUCCUUUGAAAUGUUAUAUGUCUCUAGAGCAUACCGAUGAAAUUCACCAUCGAAGUGGACUGUGCGCUGAGACAGUCAGGGAUGCCGACACUUUUCUUUCUCAACACUCAGAGCACAAAUGUACAGUGAAGUCUGGCAAAGCUAUCAAUGUUAUUUGCCACCGAACGUCAUGAGUUUAUGUUGUUGAGUUGAUAGGAUCAGCUCCUUUAGGCACUCAGCAAUAGCCACUGUUGUCAAACUACACUGUGCAGCAGCGUAUUUGGUAGCAUUUUGCAAUAAACCUAUUUGACAACAAAGAAGUGACAAAAAAAAGGCAUCCCUGCUUCACUGUGUUUUAUUUCGCUUCAGCCAGGACGUAGCCAUUUCCCUCAGUGCUCCCCUAUCUGUGCCAUUGUCAUACAAUUUGAUGAAUACAAGCACUGAGAAAACACCUGGGACCAAAUAGAUUUUUUUUUUUAAUCCAUUUUUUAAAAUUCCAUUCUUUUUUUUUUUCUCGUGAUGACACGGCGUACUCUGUGUCGUAAUGGUUUUACAUUUAUUGUCUUUUACUUUAUCGUACUGUCUACCUCAGCACCAGUUCUUUACAUAACCUUAAAAGGUGCCCGAUUACAAUUGAUCUAUUUUUUUCUCUGUUGUGCAUAUAUGUAUUUUGUAUCUUAGCAUUCAGAGGGUCUUUGUUGGAUCGUUUGUUGUAUUUUUUUUCCAGUAUUUUCAGCAUAAAGUUAAUAUGCUGUCCUGUUGCACUGUGUGGUGACGUUGAUGCUGCCGACUGAGGUGUAUUCCUUUCUCUCCUCUCUGUGUGGGCUUGAACACAGCUCUGUGUAACUCUUAGUGUUCUCUGGAGUGUGGAAAAAACAACAAUAAAGAUCUAAAAGAGA